Sorghum bicolor (sorghum) is the source of this 2183-nucleotide messenger RNA. RefSeq names its product serine carboxypeptidase II-3. NCBI's taxonomy places the organism in Eukaryota, Viridiplantae, Streptophyta, Magnoliopsida, Poales, Poaceae. Gene Ontology annotation, cellular component: vacuole. Gene Ontology annotation, biological process: proteolysis. The record is from RefSeq and is a predicted model, not a curated record. The coding region runs from base 320 to 1900 and encodes 526 amino acids. Gene Ontology annotation, molecular function: serine-type carboxypeptidase activity. The transcript has 7 exons.
UGGGACCGAGCCAUUCAUGCACAACCAUGCCUGGCCUAAACGCCUAGUGGGUGAUCCUCUUGAUUGAUGAAAUGGGGAAUCCUUCCUGCCACCAAUUCCUGCCUGUCAUCUGUCUCGCCCGCCCCACUGCUGCACAUCGAAUUCAGCAAAUCCAUCCUUCUCCUUCAAAGACAUAAAGAGGAAAAAAAAAGAAGAAUCCAGCUCGUAGUGGCAGCCCAUCCAUGUCCAUGCCUAUAUAUACCGGACGCCCUCCGGCCCGACGUGCUCGUGCUCGUCCUCGCCCAGCACCGUAACCACCGGACAGAGCACGCACGUCACCAUGAGGACCACCACCACCACCAACACUGCGCUGCCGCUCUUGGCAAUGCUCUGCCUCGCGCUGCCGCUGCUCCCCGGCGCCACGGCCAAGGCGGCACGGGCGCGGCAGGGCGACUACCUGGCGCGCCUGCGCGGGUCGCCGCGCCAGUCGCCGUGGCCGGCCGAGUCGGCGUCGCUGGCGGUCGCGUCGGCGACGGACAGAGCCGCCCGGCACGCGGCGUCCCCGCCCGUGGGGCGCAAGGAGGACGACCGCGUUGACAAGCUGCCCGGCCAGCCGUCCGGCGUGGACUUCGAGCAGUACUCCGGGUACGUGACGGUGGACGCCGCGGCCGGGCGCGCGCUCUUCUACUACCUCGCCGAGGCCGUCGGCGGCGGGUCGGCGGCCAAGCCACUCCUCCUCUGGCUCAACGGAGGCCCCGGGUGCUCAUCGCUGGGGUACGGCGCCAUGGAGGAGCUGGGCCCGUUCAGGGUGAAGAGCGACGGCAAGACGCUGUACCGCAACCCGUACGCGUGGAACAACGCGGCGAACGUGCUGUUCCUGGAGAGCCCCGCCGGCGUGGGCUUCUCCUACUCCAACACGACGGCGGACUACGGCCGGUUCGGCGACAACAAGACGGCGGAGGACGCGCUGCAGUUCCUGCUCAACUGGAUGGACAAGUUCCCCGAGUACAAGGGCCGAGACUUCUACCUCGCCGGGGAGAGCUACGCCGGCCACUACGUCCCGCAGCUCGCCCACGCCAUCCUCCGCCACGCCGCCGCCACCGCCGGCGGCGGCAAGCCGUCGUCGUCGUCGCCCAUCAACCUCAAGGGCAUCAUGAUCGGGAACGCGGUGAUCAACGACUGGACGGACAGCAAGGGCAUGUACGACUUCUUCUGGACGCACGCGCUCAUCUCCGACACGACGGCGGACGCCAUCGGCAGGUACUGCAACUUCAGCGCCGCCGCCGCGGGCUCCGACAAGUGCGACGAGGCGACGUCGGAGGCCGACGAGGCCCUGGAGGACAUCGACAUCUACAACAUCUACGCGCCCAACUGCCAGUCCGACGACCUCGUCUCGCCGCCGAUCACACCCUCGAUGGACAACUUUGAUCCGUGCUCGGAUUAUUACGUGAACGCGUACCUCAACGACCCGGCUGUGCAGAGUGCGCUCCACGCCAACGUCACCCGCCUCGACCACCCCUGGUCCGCCUGCAGUGAUGUCUUGAGACGCUGGACUGACAGCGCCACGACCGUGCUGCCAAUUCUCACGGAGCUCCUCAAGAACGACGUCAGGGUCUGGGUGUACAGUGGAGACACCGAUGGGAGAGUGCCGGUCACUUCCAGCAGGUACUCCGUGAACCAGCUCCAGCUCCCAGUCGCUGCAAAAUGGAGGGCAUGGUUCAGCAGCACUCAGGGCGCCGGAGAGGUGGGUGGCUACGUUGUGCAGUACAAGGGCAAGGAGAAGGGCAGCCUGAGCCUGGUCACCGUGAGAGGAGCCGGCCACGAGGUGCCCAGCUACCAGCCAAAGCGAGCGCUCGUGCUUGUCCAGAAUUUCCUUGCAGGCAAAACGCUCCCUGACUGCAAAACAUGCGAGUCGGCUUAGCAUUCCCAAAAGUACAGAGACUGCACCGGCAGCAUUACAAAAACAUGUAUCCAUUUGAUCCAGUACGAGAGAGAGAAAGCGAAAGCAGAUCAAGUUAUUAGAAAUAGAAACAUUAAACAUACGCACCUGCUUGCAGAUCAUGUAACUGCAGGUCUGCAGAAGGCAAUUAUAUAGUCAUAUACUCCUAGAGAGAAAUCUGUACACGAAUGAAGAUGGAAUCAAACAAAUCUUUUUUAGAGUGAUGAAAUGAAUCAACAUCACUAGAAAAGUGUGCUAAAAAAAA